Messenger RNA from Triticum aestivum (bread wheat), 552 nucleotides. Its product is annotated as cytochrome b-c1 complex subunit 8-1, mitochondrial. The transcript has 2 exons. Bases 112 to 330 code for a protein of 72 amino acids. Gene Ontology annotation, cellular component: respiratory chain complex III. Lineage: Eukaryota; Viridiplantae; Streptophyta; Magnoliopsida; Poales; Poaceae. The record is from RefSeq and is a predicted model, not a curated record. Gene Ontology annotation, biological process: mitochondrial electron transport, ubiquinol to cytochrome c.
GGGGAACGAAGGACCCAGAAGCCACCCACCCCAUCGUCCUGAGGUAAAUCGGAGCCGGAGGAGACCGAGGAAGAAGGAGAAGCGGCGCGGCGAGGCGAGGCGAGGAGAGAGAUGGGGAAGAUGCCGGUGCGGAUGAAGGCGGUGGUGUACGCGCUGUCGCCGUUCCAGCAGCAGGUGAUGCCGGGCCUGUGGAAGGACAUCACCACCAAGAUCCACCACAAGGUGUCCGAGAACUGGAUCUCCGCCACGCUCCUCAUCACCCCCGUCGUCGGCACCUACCAGUACGCGAUGUACUACAAGGAGCAGGAGAAGCUGUCCCACAGAUACUAGAUGUGAAGCUUUGUCGAAUGUCAAAGCAGUUGGAAUUUCCAUGUUCUAUAAUCCGCCAAGAGUGAUUUAACGUUUUUGGAAUCAUUUCCUAGCUGUACUCUUUUCCUCUUUCCAUGCAUAUGCAAUGAUGCAGUAAGUGUGACUUGCAAACUUACUUUGAGGCUCAAAUGUUGUGUUAUCCAUCGUUGGAGUAAUUGUUGAAUAAAGCAAAUUAACUCGUCA